AUGUUUUCCCUGUCAAAUGCUGUCGCCAAACAAUCAAUGACUGUUUACGAGCCUUUGCCGAAACUCAGAGGUGGUCAGCCUCUUAUGGACUACAUUAGAGAGGCUCAAUACAAGAAAUUAGAUCCUUCUGGAGAGAAAAGAAAAUUGAUUGACCGCUCAAAUCCUGAAAGACUAAGAUCAGGCGACAUAGUGAGUGUCUUCUACAAAAAUCAAAAGCCAGUCAAUGGUACGAUCAUCAUGGUGAAGAGAAGUGGCGUUGCCUCUGCAAUACUACUCAGAAACAAAAUUACAGGUUUGGGUGUCGAAGUGAAUGUGCCUAUUUUCAAUCCGAACGUGAUGAGAAUAGAUAUUUUGCGCAGACCUGCAAGUUACAGACCGAGAAACAGACACUACUACAUCCGUAACAGCAGGCUUGAUGUUAAGGAGAUUAAGAUGUAG
Ogataea parapolymorpha DL-1 is the source of this 438-nucleotide messenger RNA. Its product is annotated as 54S ribosomal protein IMG1, mitochondrial. The record is from RefSeq and is a predicted model, not a curated record. Gene Ontology annotation, molecular function: structural constituent of ribosome. Gene Ontology annotation, biological process: translation. Lineage: Eukaryota; Fungi; Ascomycota; Pichiomycetes; Pichiales; Pichiaceae. Gene Ontology annotation, cellular component: ribosome; mitochondrial large ribosomal subunit. The transcript has 2 exons. The coding region runs from base 1 to 438 and encodes 145 amino acids.